AACUCUCUCUCUCUCUAAAGUCUAAAGCUUGACAUCCACAUAUCUAAAUAGACAGGAGGCUGUUCCUGUUGGCCUUCUGCCUCCAAAACACAUUUCAACUGAAAUUAUAGAAAAAAUGUCAAUACAACCUUCUGUUACUUGUCUUCAUUCUCCAUUUCUUUGUUGUCCUCUCAAGCUUUCUUCACAUUCCACUGCUUCUUUAUCUGCGAGAAACCGACUGUCACCACCGUCUUAUCCACGCAUUAGAGCUAUCGAUCUUGAUCAAAACACGGUAGUGGCUAUAUCAGUUGGGUUUGUGAGUAUCGCUGUUGGGAUUGGUAUUCCAGUUUUUUAUGAAACCCAAAUCGACAAUGCUGCCAAGCGAGAAAAUACUCAGCCAUGCUUCCCCUGCAAUGGUUCCGGUGCUCAGAGAUGCAGAUUUUGUAUGGGAAGCGGCAAUGUUACUGUGGAGCUAGGUGGGGAUGAAAAAGAAGUAUCACGGUGCAUUAAUUGUGAUGGUGCAGGUUCUUUGACAUGCACCACUUGUCAAGGCUCUGGAAUUCAACCUCGAUAUCUUGAUCGCAGAGAAUUCAAAGAUGAUGACUGAAGAUCAACAAGAAAAUGUUAGCCAUGAUUUUGGACUCUUGACUGCAAACAAAGGCCAAAGUUGAGGAAGGAGGAAAGAUGAACAGAUCCUUUUCUUUCUUCAUUUUUUUUUUUCUGUAAACACACUAUUUAUUUAUAUGUAUAUUUUCUUUUCCUUUUUAUGUCUUAAUAUGAUGUACAAGUUGUGAUUUGUGGUACAAUUUUCCCUCUUUUUAUACAUAC
Messenger RNA from Pistacia vera, 807 nucleotides. RefSeq names its product protein disulfide-isomerase LQY1, chloroplastic. The record is from RefSeq and is a predicted model, not a curated record. The transcript has 5 exons. NCBI's taxonomy places the organism in Eukaryota, Viridiplantae, Streptophyta, Magnoliopsida, Sapindales, Anacardiaceae. The coding region runs from base 116 to 586 and encodes 156 amino acids.